Molecule: messenger RNA, 10409 nt
Organism: Cynoglossus semilaevis (tongue sole)
Lineage: Eukaryota; Metazoa; Chordata; Actinopteri; Pleuronectiformes; Cynoglossidae
Exons: 48
Coding region: 408-9386 (2992 amino acids)
Source: RefSeq, a predicted model, not a curated record
UUUUUUGUCAGUAGAGUUCUCGAACGUACAACUGCGAGAGUGGUCUUUGAACGCGGCAUUUAGUUGGCUGAAGGACAGAUAUGAUAAUGGAUAAAUUAGUCAGUGUUGUCUUUUUUUCUCAACAUGAACUUAAUUUUGAUAAAAUUAAACUGUCGCCUAGGAAAUACCGCGUCCCUGUUCCUUUAAAGCAUUGUUAUUGGAUAAUAAUGCGUUAUUAACUAGAUGUUAUACCGUUAUACAUCCGGCAGCGCUUGCUAACGCUGUUAGCACUUCCGCUAGCUAACAGUUCCCAUUGUGUUGAAUGGAGGCAGAGAAAAGUGCGACAUACUUAAAGUCUGGUAAAAUACCAGCAUCCAACUUCUCAGAGAGGGAUGAACAAGAGCUCUGAAGAUAACUGAGGAAACAAGAUGGAGGAAUAUGAGACAAAUGUUGUGGCUUUGCUGAAGGAGCACCCAGGUGGAAUCCAUAUCAACAAGUUAUGUGAAUUUUACAACAAACAAUACCAAGAAAACCUGACAGUGAGCUCCCUGGGCUUCAUCAGUGUGGCCAGCUUUGUGAAGUCUCUGAAAAAGUUUCUGAUGGUGGAAAAGAAAGUGGUGUAUUACAAAGGCCAUUAUUUCAAAAUGAAGAGAGCUGAGGCAAUGGAUAAAACUGCUGUCUUGAAAAAAUUAGUGACCAUGGUUGAGCAGUAUCCAGAGGGUAUUCCUAUCAAAACCCUCUCCAUAGUCUACAGUCAGACCUACCACAAGAACCUGACCUUGUCCACCUUGGGCUUUGACUCCAUCACUAGCCUUGUUGACUCCCUGAAUGAGGAUCUAAUUGUUCAAGACCAAUUGGUGUACCACAAAAUACACCAGCAUGCAAAACAACCUGAAAGUCAGAAGUCAAAUCAAGCUGCAGGGGGCUGUAGAUCCUCUACUCCAGAAAUAUCAAAACCAGUAGUAGUAAACAAGACCCCUGCAACGGCUGCUACCGAGUCACUGGUGGGAGUUAGCCACCCUCUUAUUCAGCCAGGAAGUAGCCUUCGAGGGACUCCUUUGUUGCAAGUUCCAUAUUCUCCUGUUAACCUGGUCUUCACCGCUCCCAAGCCAGUUCAAAGUCUGAGCCAAGAUCAGCUCUACCAGAGGGUCUUACAGGUGAUGACCAAGUACCAGGAGAACGUUUCGUCAGUGGAGCAGCUCAAAACAUUCUACUUAAGGGAGUUUGGCGAAACGUUUCCUCUCGCACAGUACAUGUCUGUGUACGACAAAUGGGAAGCAAACGGACACAAAGAGCUGCGUUCCACUCAGUCUGAGCCACCAGCAGGGGCCAGCACUGGUGCACCAAUGACACCUACAGCAGCUGGUAAUCUUGCAAAAGAACUUGAGAAACUGAAGCAGGUACCGCUGUCUUUGACGUUGGAUGACCCUUCUGAAUUUCCGGAGCUGAUGUCCAAAAAAGACGAAAUGACCAAAUGGCAGAAAAAGAAAUUGAAAGAUGAGGUGGAGAAAGAUAAUGCAGCCCCCGUCUUCAAGGACUCGUACCAUGCCCAGCUGAGAGAAGUACAUGGAGAUAAUAUGCGGGCUGUAGAAGCCAUGACCAGGGAUGAGGACAGAGCAGCAGGGGGCAGGAGGAAGAACAGGGUCGUAGAUGAGAGUACAGUCAACAGUCUGAUGGAGGACGUGAGACGGGAAAUUGCUGCAGAGGGAGAGCUGGUUACUGAGGACAAGGUGAUUUCCAGGACCUGUGAGCUGAUGCAGGUUCCUUCUCUGGAGGCUUUUGGGCACAGAAACAGACAGAAAUACCAAGCUCUCAAAGACCUUCAGUACACCACAAGAGAGAUCAACAUUUUUAUCAGGUCCACUGAAGCAAUUUCAACCAUCUGCACACUGUACGAGCUUAGCCAAUCACUGGCCGGCCUAAAGGACAAGAAGCGUUUUGAAGAACUGAACCUAGGACCGCUCUGCAAGAUCCCGGAAAUACACCGCAUGUUUAAGAUCAACAGUAACACCAAGGACGACGACAUUCAACAGAUCGAAACAGCCGACAUUUUAAAGCAUCUACGUGUUUUUCGGAAGAAGAGUCCAAAGGUCAGAGUGGACCUGACUGAGUUUCUGCAGUAUUUGACUGAUCAGUAUGACUGUGAGUCUCCCUAUGAGCUGGGCAUCAGGAUUAAUAGUGUGGCACUGUCCAUAUCGACGCUGACAAAAGUCCGUAGUGCUGAGUUUACCAUCUUGGAUCAAGCCAGGCAGCUCAUCCUGAAGGAACUGGAGGAGGAGACUCAGGAUCGGCUGAGGAAAGUUAAGAGGAGCGUGUUGGAGUCGCUGCCAGGAGCUGGUUUCUCCGCCUCCUCCUCCUCCUCGACAGGGAACACAGAGCUCAGGAAGAAGUUUGCGUCGAUGACAGCAGCCGAGGUCGUGCUGGAGGUGUUCUCUAAUGCAGAAGGCGUGUUCACUCCCAGGAUGACCAAGCACGUCCAGACUUUUCUGCUGCAGGUGUCAGGGGACAGACUGAUGACGGCUCUGUUCCAGCUGGCCAUCUGUGGUGGCUCGCUGGCCAUCCCACAGGACCUGGUGCCCAGGGAUAAGACCCCCAAAACCAAGGAACAACCACAGGCAGAAUGUGACAAAUCAGCGGCAGCCCUCCCCAGCGCAGCCAACCUGAAGGAGUUUCUCAAAGACAGCCUGUCCUCACAACACUCGGCCAUUAAUCUGGCCUUCAUCACCAAUCUGGAGAGGCAGCUGACCAAACACUUCCAGGUCAAAGACUUCCAGGCUUUACAGCAGGGGAGCUUCUUGGAGUUUCUUGUCAAACAUAUUCAGCUGCUGCAGGACUCUCUGGGAUCCACUCUGUUUCUCGGCAGCGGAAACGCCAACAUCCUAGGCAACGGUUCAGGACCCACCAAACAAGACGUGUUUGAGUUCAUCAAGCAGUGUGGUGACUUCACCUCCAAAGACCCUGAUGAGCUUUUUCAUGUUGAAUCAGCGCUGAGAUCCCAUUACAGAGUCAGGGACAGUCGGGACCUCGGCUAUGGCACUCUUCAAACACUGGUUGGCCUGGUCAAACGUCUGAGUGGGCUGACGGGCGGAGGACCUAGCCAGGUUUUUUACGAGUCCGCACUCUUUGCCAAGCACAGCAAAGACAGUACUGAAGUUGUAGGUGAGGUGGUGGGACGUCUGGGAGAAGUGUCCAAGGCCCAAGCCCUGGACAGCUUGCUCUCCUGCCCCCUGCUAGAGGAUGUUAACGAGUGGAGUCAGUGGGAGCUGGUCUUUAAGCCGCUGCAUGGCCCGAUCAAAGAUUUCAUUGAAAGGAAUGCAGGUAACACAGGCCUGGCAGUGUUGGAGGUCGCACCAGGUCUGCUGCUCCGGAUCACAUCACACACAGGAGACAAGCAUUUCCACAGAGCUGUCACAGAGCUGGACCCCGUUGGCACAGCUGGACAUCUGGUGUCCAUGGUGGCCACAGACGGCAUCAACAACGUGUCCACAGCCCUACUGGCCAACUACAUGCAGAGCUCACUGGAAUCAGCAGUGGCUAAAGACAGCAGGAAAUUUUCUCAAGCUGAAGAAGAGACCUCAUGUUACAGCAGAGUGGCCAGGUUUGUCCUGGCAUGUCUGACGAGAAUCCCCAACAGAACCUGUCAGGCUCUGCUGCAGAAGGUCUUCUUGGUGCCCUUCUCUCGUGCCGUGGGCCAGGCUGUGUCCAAACAAGCCCUGGUCUCCUCCGCCCAGUCUGACCCCAGACACAUGAACUGUCUGCAUCGUCUGGGCCUCCUGCUGGGCAUUACAGACUGGGUGAAAGACUACCAGAAAAAACUGAACCCUCAGCAGAGACAAGACCCCAGACCAUUCACCCCACUAGUAGACCAGGUCAAGACAAAUUUGGUGAAUUCAGCGAGCAGCAGUCUCUCUGCUCUGAACAUGAGUGAAGAGGAUUAUUUGGAGGAGAAUUUCAUGGAUGACAGCUCUGUUUCCUCUAACAUGAACCCAAGCCAACAACUAGGUGACUUUAACAGUGAGCAGGAUGUUGAAGAGGAUGAGGAGGAGCAGCUCUUUGAGUUGGUCCCAGUCCUUAAUGGAGAGGUGUCACCUGUCAUCAACGAGGUAGAGGAUGGAGAGGAGGAAGAGAAGGAGAAGGAGCCAUCGGAGGAGUCUGACUCUGAGCAAAAGGAGGACGACUCCAUGCCUGGCUGUCAGUCAGAGACUACAAUCAGUCCUCAAAGAGCUAUCAUAGAAGACAUCAGAAAGAGUGAGUUUGGUAUUGGAGAAGAGUUGACAGCUAAAGGCCAAAAGCUCAUUGAGAAGAACCAGGAUCGUCUAGGCCGUAGUUUGGAACGCCUGUCAACAGAACUCUACAGCAAAGACACACACUUUGUCCUGGAACUUAUUCAGAACGCCGACGACAACAGUUACCCGUCUGAUGCUAGUGUUGUUCCAUCAUUGGCCUUCGUGGUGGAGCGAGACUGCAUCGCCGUCCUCAACAAUGAGAUUGGGUUUCAAGAGAACAACAUCAGAGCCGUCUGUGAUGUGGGCUGCAGCACCAAGGGAAAACACAAAUAUGGAUACAUUGGACAAAAGGGUAUUGGUUUCAAGUCUGUGUUCAAAGUCACCGACUGUCCAGAGAUUCACUCCAACGGCUUCCACAUACGUUUCGACAGGACCAGUGGAGUUUCCUUAGGUUACAUCCUCCCUCACUGGACUGAAGAUGUCAGGCCUCUGGAGGCACAGAUCAAGAAUGUCGAUCAGAACAGCUGGACAACGAAAAUCUGUCUCCCCCUGCGUACCGAGAGCCAUCAGACCAGGAACCUGUUCAAAGACAUCCACCCGUCCCUGCUGCUCUUUCUCCACCGCCUUCGCUCCAUCACCAUCUGUAACCAGAGUGAGAACCGUGUAGUGACCAUGACUCGAAAAGAUCUGAGUCACAAUGUGGUGGAGGUGGAGCACACAGAUGGGGUAGAGCGCUGGCUGGUGGUCAAAACAACACUGCAUCCUAAACAGCUUAAAGAGGAGGUCGAGUCCACUGAGCUCGCCUUGGCUUUCCAGCUCUGCAACGACGACACAGGAAGUGACAUCGUGUGCCAGCCAGAAAAACAACCAGUUUUUGCCUACCUGCCCCUCCGCAGUUUCGGCUUCAGAUUCAUCGUCCAAGCUGACUUUGACAUCCCGUCCUCUCGUGAAGACGUGGACAGAGACAGCUGCUGGAACCAGUGGCUUCGAUCAGAGCUACCUCAGCUUUUCCUUCAGGCCAUGGACGUAUUCACUAACCACCCACAGUUCUGUGGGCUGAAGGGCUUGUCUCAGUUCCUGCAGUUCAUCCCUCUGCCUGACGAGGUGAUGGACUUCUUCCAGCGUGUUGCUGGUCAGAUCAUCACGCUGCUGAAGGGAAAGGCUUUCCUGCCCACACUGAGCUCAGAUGAUGAGGUUGUCUACAAGAUGCCAUCCCAGGUAGCCGUGUGUCAGGACCCAGUGAUCCGCGAGGUGAUCAACAACGAGGAGCUGGGAAAACAUCUGUCCCUGUCAUAUCUGCACCCAGGUCUGAGCCCUGCACCUCCUAAAUCGCUGCUCAAGGACUUGGGGGUUCGAUACCUGGGUGGGUCAGAUGUCACCACUGUGACUACAGCCAUGGCCAAGGAGCUGCUGAAUGUGGAGGGAAUCCACUCAGAGGUUGGCCUGAGACAGUUGGCCCGGCUGCUAGUUUGUAACUUCAGAGCUCUGGAGUAUGGUUACGGCGAGUCGGACUCCAUCCUGCAGUCUCUCAAAGACCUUCCUAUUAUCCCACUGGCUGAUGGCCGUGUGGUGUCACUGAGCACUGAGGAGGUCUUCUUCCCAAUGGAAGACACCAAGACAAAGAAAUCGGACCAAAAAACGGUGCAGACAGGGCCACUCACUGCUCUGUACAAAGAUGUCAGUGUCGUUCUCCCCUCUCUGCUGAACUGCGUUGAGCCCCUGGAAAGUCAACAGGUCCGAGAACUUCUCCGAAGACUUGGAGUUCAUGAACUGGAGCCUCAGGAGCUGCUGGAGCAGCACAUCUAUCCAUGUAUAAGGAACAACAAGUGGAAGUUUAAGUCUGAGGCAGUGGUGAUGAGCUACUUGGUUUUCAUCAAGCAGCAUUCCACCUCCAGCCAGGAAUAUUCAGACAUUGCAGUGCCUGUACUGACUACCAGGGGACUCUUGUGUCCAGGAGUGGACAGAGUGUACUUCUCUGAGGAGUAUGGCAACAUCAACCUGCCCAACAAAUUGCCUGGCUUUGACUGGAUCCUGCUGAGCCCCUGCUACGUGCAGACAGACUGGGAUGUGGCAGGAUGGAGGGAGCUGUUCAGCCGACUGGGAGUCAGAGACGGUUUCAUCAUACGCAAAGAGAGGAAAUCGCUCACUGCUGAAGAACUGACGUCCAGCCCCUGGUUGGCUGAGAGUGGCAGGUGGCACCUGAGGCCUGGACAGGGCUGCGUCAUCGAUGACUACCCCUGUGAGGAGUUUCAUGCCCUGGUCACAGCUCAGCUGCCAGGCACCAUCCUCCUGCAGCAGAGAGAUGCUCUGCUGAAGCUGCUGGCCUCAAACUGGGACACUGGACACCACUAUUCACAGUAUCUCACAGCCCAGGUGAUUGACAGUGAUGGACGUCCCAUCAGAAGCACUGUGUCCUCCUUCUCUCACCACUUGAGGCGUCUUGAGUGGGUGCCGGCUUAUCGUGUCUUGGAAGGAGACCAGCAGGAGAGAACGUUCCUGUGUCCGAACUCUGUCUACCUGACCUCACCUGAGGUCACCAACCUGCUGGGCAGUCACGUCUUUUAUUUGGACAUGGAGUCCAGCGAGUUCACCAGAGCUUUAGGGAUGAGACAAAGUAUCUCGGUGGAAGCUCUGAUCAACUACCUGAAAGAGUGGUGUGUCAAACCUGAGGAUGCUAACCAGGAGUGGAAUGGACUUGAAGUGGCAGAGGGCACUACUUUCACCACCACGGUUCAACACAUUCACAAUGUUUACACCUAUCUGCAAACAAACUGUUCUCAGAGCAGCCUGAAGGAGCUGUUCCAACACACACCAGCUGUGUUCAUCGAGUACAACAGACGUGAGACCGGCUGGUGUUCUGGACGUUUCUACCACCUAAAGGAGGUUUGUUGGAGUGACACCACCAAGAUGUUCCAGCGCUACAAACCACUGACCAAUAAACCUGACAGCCCGCUUCAGGAGCCCAAACUCCUGGCUCCCUUCUACAGCCCACUGGUGGACAUGAAAGACUUCUUUAUCAAGCUGCUGAAUGUAGACCCCAGCCCUAACAUGAAGCAGUAUGUGGGUUUGUUGGAACUGAUAUGUUCCUCUGCUCCCAUACCAACAACUGAGGUGCUACAGGACGUGUCUCUGCUCUUCGCCAGACUGGCUCAGAAGUGUAAGGUUCACGUGUCAGUGGACCCAGACAGCCCCUCCCACUUCAACCUGAACCAAGGAUACUGCUCCACUUUGAAAGGUAUGGUGUCAGAUAAGAGGGUCUUUCCCACCAAAGAAAACAACUGGGUGACUUUGAAGCAUAAACCCAUGAUCCCUGACAACAAGGAGUUGGAGAAGAUCUUCAAAUCGGACAAGAAGGUCUGUCUGCUCAACCUGCCACCACCAACAGAGAAGAAGGUUCCUCCCAGCAGCAGGACAGGGAACUUUGGAGAACGAACCAGCGUUCCUUACUUUAUUGCCAAAGACCGACUGCUCUUCAUGGAGAUCUGUGGCAUCUGUUCACUGUCCCAGUGUGUCAAGUCUGAGCCCCAGACCGAGAGCCUGAGGCCCUGUGCAACCAUGCAAGAUCUGGUCCGCUCCGUGGUUCCGUACAUCCAGAGGUUCCUCUACUACCAUGAGGAACUGUCACAGGUCCACUCUGAGCUGGUGGACAACAACAUAAAUGAGACGAUCAGGCGACUUCAGUUUAGACAGGUUGGUAAACUGUACAUCCGCUACCAGCUGGACGUGGUGGACAGUGACUGCCCCCUGGUGGAGAUGCAGGAUGUCAUCUGUCUGCUGAAAGACAGGAAGGAGCUGUACAUCCAGAAGGACCAUCUGGACGCCAGGCUGGACAUCUGCAGGGAGCUGGUGAAACUCUUCUGCACAGAGAGCAGCCACAGGAAAGAACUCAUCCAUUUCUUGAGCGCCCUCAUCACUUCACUCAAUGAGCCCACAGCUCUGAAGAGACUGCUGCUAAAAGAAGACAUCAGAGAGUUGCCCAGUGAUGAGGAGCAGUGGGAGGUGCCGGAGCCUCCCAGGCCUGAUGUUCAUCUGGAGAGAAUUUCAAGAUUUUACCCCUCCACCGGCUCUGUAGAGGAGCCGGUCCGACCGGUGCAGGAAGACGGGGAUCAGACACUGGCCUGCUGGCCUCCUCGAGCACCGAUGCACAACAGUGGAGGCAGUCGAGGAGCUGCAGCAGACGGAGGUGUGGUUGAAGCCGUCAUGCAGAAGUGGCCGCCUCCCCCCGGCCCCAAAGACAGGGGGACGGAGAGGGAGGCGUCGGCACCCAGAGAAGAAGGAGGACACCUGGUCCAACAGAGUACCAGCAGCAGCAGUGAGGGACACCAGGCUCUCAGAGGCCUCAGCAGACCAGAGCAGACUGGAACUCAGAGAGUCCUCAGCCACCCAGGACAACCACAUCCUCCUCACCUGCCUCACCCUCCUGCUGCAAACCUCCACACCAGCUCAGCAGCACUGCCUCCAGGGUCAGAUCCCAGUCAACUGACCCCGACCAGCACCACUGUCAGUCCCCAGGAGGGAAUGGAGGUGCCUAGAGCUCCUGCAGGGGCAGAGACUUCUUCAUCUGCACCUCCUGCUGAGACAGUCAGUCAUCAGCAGCAGCCUGGUCCAGACAGCCUACCCGUUCCCGAGGCCGUGGUUCUUUCUGGUACAUUUCAAGGAACUGCUGAUUCUCAGCGUCCUCCUCUAAACCUGGACUUCCCGCUCUGGAACAGAGUGCAGCCUCCUCAGGAGACUCUGGAGGACAUGACGCUCGACUGUCAGAGACCAACCACAGUGGUUCUGUCGGACGAUCAGACAGACGUGUUGGCUAUCGGGGGGUGGGGCGAGGAGCUGGUCUACUCCUUCCUGUGCCACUGGAGGGACAGCGGAGAACCGGGCUGCCCCACCGACGUACUGUGGUGCAACCACAUCAGAGAGAGCGGGCUGCCCUACGACUUUAAGAUCAGCUUCGCGGCCCCCGACACGUGGACGUACGUGGAGGUCAAGUCCACCAUAAAGAAGGAAAAGGCCUUCAUUCACCUCUCGGUCAAAGAGCUGGACUUUGCACUGAGAGAGAAGGAACGUUACCACGUCUACAGGGUGUACAGCGCCGGGGACGCCAACAACGUCCGGCUGUGUCGCAUUCAGAACCUGGCGCAGCAUCUGUACACCAAGGAGCUGGGACUUUAUUUGUUUGUCUGAGACUUUUAUAUUGUGAUUUUAAAUUCAUUCAACUUUUAACUUCACUGAGAGGCUACUGAACAGAGACCUUUGAUAAAGCUCACCAUUAUUCUCCACUGGUUUUUAGUUACUUUGGUCACUGGUUAAUUUUAGUGUUUCUUAUAUUUUUACAGUCUUGGCUGUUUUUAAACAGUGUUUGUCUAAAUCAUUUUGUUCAGUAUGCCUUUAAAAUGAAUUACAUUUAAUUUAUCUUCCCACAGCUGGAGAUUUUAGCUGCGUUUUUCUUGACUGAAAUGCUAACAGCCAUAGACCUUUAACAAGAAAUGGACACGACAAAAUGUGUCAUUUAACUGCCGGCAGGUCUAUUUUCAAAAACAACAACCAAUAAUAUAUUAAUUCUUUGUUUUUUCAUCUAAAACCAGAUCAUUUUUCACAACUUUGACAACCAUUUAGCUAUACGACACAAAAUUAGCCAUUGACUCAAUUAGGUUCUCAUUAAAACGUCUCUGCGACGUCCAGUCUCUUUGAUCCAAUAGACUUAGACUAUAAUCUAAUUGGUCCAUGUUGGCUUGAUUAGUUCUUUAUUUAUUUCGCAUACGUUAGCGUGCAAAGUUAGGUAUUUUCUGAAAACCUUAGCAUCUGUUAGCAGCACAGAUGUUUCAGGAUAGACGACUGACUCAAUCCUGCUCCAGCUACCAACAAAAAUCUGAAUGGGGCCCCUAGCCGAGAUGCCCCCUGCUGGCCAAGCCUUCACUUUAAACACCAGAUGGUUACGGCUGAUUCUCUUCCGAGUCUCUUCUUCUGCACUGUUAUUUACACUGUGUGCACUUUUAUUACACCAAUCUGUAACUGAAGAACAAUGUUUGCACUUUGAUUUGGUGUUUUUAUCUUCGCGCUGUCUCCGCAGGUUUGUGUCCAACUGCAGCUGUUGUUUGUUGUACUUUUUUAAACUGUAAAGUGAGUUGAACUGAAUCCUUUGUAAUGUGUCUCUACCUCCUGUACUCAUAUCAUUCCUUCAAAAUAAAGUGUUCUUAGCCACUGAAA